AUGUCUGGGCAGCUCGAGAUCACGAACCCCGACACCAUCGCUCCACCAAAGUCGACGUAUUCUCAUGUGUCAAGCUUCUCAGUGACUAGCCCUUGCCGCAUUAUAUCCAUCGCGGGCCAAGCUGGUAUCGACAAGAGCUAUGAGCUCGUGGCUUUGGAUCUUGACGCUCAAGUCAAAGCAGCAUUGGAGAAUUUACGAGCAUGUCUAGAAUCGGUCGGCGCGGGACCAAAGGAUGUCAUUCGAGUCACGCAUUAUAUUGUCGGUUAUGAUGAAAAAGACCGGGCGUGGUCAAGGCACUUUGUGGAUUUCUUUCUGGGAAACCCGCCUCCGGCAACGCUUGUGCCAGUGUCUAGACUAGCCUGGCCGGGCUGGCUCUAUGAGAUAGAGGCACAAGCAGUUGUGUAUGGUUAA
Messenger RNA from Akanthomyces muscarius, 411 nucleotides. RefSeq lists its product as uncharacterized. Gene Ontology annotation, molecular function: deaminase activity. The coding region runs from base 1 to 411 and encodes 136 amino acids. Gene Ontology annotation, cellular component: cytosol. Lineage: Eukaryota; Fungi; Ascomycota; Sordariomycetes; Hypocreales; Cordycipitaceae. The transcript is spliced from 2 exons. The record is from RefSeq and is a predicted model, not a curated record.